Trypanosoma theileri is the source of this 420-nucleotide messenger RNA. RefSeq lists its product as uncharacterized. Lineage: Eukaryota; Euglenozoa; Kinetoplastea; Trypanosomatida; Trypanosomatidae. The transcript has a single exon. The record is from RefSeq and is a predicted model, not a curated record. The annotation marks the transcript as partial.
AUGCCUAUGCAGAUGAUGAUGGCGGGCCACGUGCUGUGCUUACUGCCUUUCAUCCUGUACUGCUUCUGUGGAUGCGUGUUGGCUAAUGUACCAAACCCGUAUUCUUUCAUGACUGGUGAUGGUGUUGCUGGUAUGCCUGGUGGGUUCCAUCAAGCUGGCAUGCCUGGUGGUGGUGUUCAUCCUAAUAAUGUAGAGCUCCAACCUGCUGGUAUUCCUGGACCUGCUGUUCCUGGCAGACUUCCUGUUAAUUCUCCUGUUGGUGUUCCUAAGGGUGUUCAACAAAGGCCUUAUACGGACCCUGCGGUUCCACACGGUCCUUGUGGUACUCCUGGUGCGCCUGGUGCUAUCCCUGGCAGUGCUGCAGGUACGAAUACUUGUUCUGCUGGUAUUCCUGGUUCUCACCAUGUUGUACCUUCACCU